This is a messenger RNA of Hyposmocoma kahamanoa, 922 nucleotides long. RefSeq lists its product as uncharacterized. The record is from RefSeq and is a predicted model, not a curated record. The coding region runs from base 158 to 922 and encodes 254 amino acids. The transcript has 6 exons. NCBI's taxonomy places the organism in Eukaryota, Metazoa, Arthropoda, Insecta, Lepidoptera, Cosmopterigidae.
AAUGCAUAUUGAUAACAAUAUGAUCACUGUAUUGAUAAACGUAGCGGUGACCCUAAUAUUUGAUACAUUUUAGGCAUCUUCGGAACAAUUGCCUCGCCUGUGGCAGAAUAUCAAAUGCAGACAACGGGAUGCCAUCACGAGAGAACGGCAGUACCGAAUGGGAACAGGGGGAGGUGCUAAUAUUCCCGAUGCCAUUAUAGACCCAAACAUAUCGGACAUAUCUGAUUCUCUGUUAGUAGAAAUACCAGGAGCAAAUGACUCAGAUGGAAUGGCCACUUUCCCACAAUCUGGUGAUUCAUUUCAGUUGGGUUCGGUUGAAAUAGAAAUAGAGCAGCCAUUGUCUCUCCAUCAGUCUGCACAAGCAAAUUCAAAUCAACAAGAAUUAGAACAUUCACAUAGUGUACCUGAACCAGCAGCCAGGAGAGAAGUAAUAGAACCUGAUGCUCCAUUUCAGUCGGGUCCAAUUACAACAGAUAUAGAAGUAUGCGAUACAUCUCGGCCGAGGCAACCACAGUCUUCUCUACAGUAUGAACAAACAAAUUCAAAUCAACAAGUGUCACAAUCUGAACUGACAUGCCAAAUCCUUAUGUGGAACCCCGGAAACGAAAGCGUGCCCAAUGAUUUCAUUGAUAUCCUCAACGAUGAGGAGUCUGAGUCAGAUGAAGAGAUCGUUGAGGAGGAAAUUGAACAGGAGGGCGACCUAGCAGCGCAAAUCGACCUACUGAACCUAUUAUCUGGAAGUAAUAUUUUCGUGGUGCAGAGCGCCGGAACUCUGGCUCCUACGGCGAGGCCAGAACCCAUAUCAGACGUUGUAGCCAGCGAUACUGACGAGGAAGAGGAGCAAGCCGACGAGUUAGUUUCAUGGGCUAGUAGCAGAGUUUUUUCGAUAAUCCUUAUACUGCCCAUAACGCAUCGAUCAUAA